AUGCCGGAUCUGCAUAGUCUCCCAGCUGGGUCACGGCCUGAAAAGGCCAUCAGAAACAACGGUCCGGACGAGCUGGCUCUGGAACGAUACAAGCUGCGCGAACUGGCUGAAGGAUGGCCUUGUUACCGUGAUGCCUGCGAAUGGGAAAAUCUGCGAUCCAUCUUCCACCCGUCGGCGUACAUCUACACGACGUGGACAGGGCGGACAUUCCACCUGGACUUCAUCAAAGCGUCGCAAGCGGGCAUGGACAAAGGGGCGUUCAUCAUGCACCGCUGCCACGGGACGACGACGGACAUCUCGCCGGACGGGACGCGCGCCGUGACCAAGAUGAAGGCGACCAUCACGCAACGAUUCACCAUCGACGGCUGCGAGGUGGACGCCGAGUCGGACUGCCGGUUCUGUUUCUUCUGGGCGAAAAACACCGACGUCGAGACCGACGUCAACACCGGGGUCAGCACCCCCGGCGCGGAUUACGGGAAAUGGCAAGCCCGAUUCGUGCGCCAUUGGUACGAGAAGGACAAGCUGCUGCCGGUCAAUCCGGCCAAAGUCCCCGUGCUGGACGACGCGAAGCUGCAGUCUUUCCCGAGCGGAUACCGCUAUCUCGCCUACUGUCAGGAAGCUACCAUGGGAGUCACGGUCAUGAAGGAUAUGCCGGGCCAUCGAAGGGAAGGCAACAACCCGAAUGGCUUGAAGCAUGACGAGUUAUACUGGCAGGCCAAAUCUUGGGUCGAGGGGAGGGAAAUCAAGCUCUAA
Messenger RNA from Capronia epimyces CBS 606.96, 753 nucleotides. RefSeq lists its product as uncharacterized. The coding region runs from base 1 to 753 and encodes 250 amino acids. Lineage: Eukaryota; Fungi; Ascomycota; Eurotiomycetes; Chaetothyriales; Herpotrichiellaceae. The transcript has 2 exons. The record is from RefSeq and is a predicted model, not a curated record.